AAAGAAAGAAAGAAAAUCCAGCAUUCUGCUGCUUCUACUUCUGCCGGUCAAGGGGCUGUGCCCUGUGGCCCCAGGGACUCAGUUCCUUCCAAAAUAGCUGUUUUGUUGCAUCGGAAUUUCUCAUCUUACUAGAGAGUUCAGACCACGUCUGGAAGGUGGAAGGAUCGUAGAAGAACUGUCGCAACAUUGAAAUCCAAAUGACACAGCCAAUGUUUCCACCAAGUCGAACAGCCAGCCGAUGGUGCGCAGAGGCCAAGAAACACUGCUGGUAUUUUGAAGGGCUCUACCCAACAUACUACAUAUGCCGCCCCUACGAGGACUGCUGCGGGUCUCGGUGCUGCGUGCGGGCCCUCUCCAUCCAGCGGCUCUGGUACUUCUGGUUCCUCCUCAUGAUGGGGGUCCUCUUCUGCUGCGGAGCCGGCUUCUUCAUCCGCAGGCGCAUGUACCCACCGCCGCUGAUCGAGGAGCCCGCCUUCAACGUGUCCUACACCAGGCAGCCCCCGAACCCGGCUCCAGGAGCCCAGCCGCCGGGGCUGCCCUAUUACACCGACCCCGGAGGAGCGGGGAUGAAUCCUGCCGGGAAUCCCGUGGCGAUGGCUUUCCAGGUCCAGCCCAACUCACCCCACGGGAGCGUGGCCUACCCUCCGCCGCCUUCCUACUGCAACACGCCCCCGCCCCCCUACGAACAGGUGGUGAAGGCCAAGUAGGGGGCAUGCAGCCCGAGCCUCCCUGGCUGCCGUCCCUGUCUCCGUCAGUGCUCGCUUCCGGAAUGGCCUGGGAGCCACC
Molecule: messenger RNA, 786 nt
Organism: Miniopterus natalensis
Lineage: Eukaryota; Metazoa; Chordata; Mammalia; Chiroptera; Miniopteridae
Source: RefSeq, a predicted model, not a curated record